This is a messenger RNA of Neolamprologus brichardi, 3281 nucleotides long. The record is from RefSeq and is a predicted model, not a curated record. NCBI's taxonomy places the organism in Eukaryota, Metazoa, Chordata, Actinopteri, Cichliformes, Cichlidae.
AACGCGAUAGCUAGCCCCGAGACUGCUGGAUCUUUCUAGAUGCAGACCUGGGGGUGGAGCUAGAGUCUCACACUGUGUAGUGUAGAUUGUAGAGUAUCUGUCAACAAUAUAUUACAUUUCAAAAAUGAGCGAUAACGACAAAAGCCGGGUACGUAUACAUUUUAUUACCGUUUGUAAUGCAUUGAACAUUUUAAAUCCUUGGGUUUGACAGGGUAACUGAAAUUGUAACGGUAACAACCUUGUUCAUAUUUUGUUGGCUAGUAGUACCCAGCUUACCUUGUUGGCACAACUCUUUGGUCGAAAGCUGGGUUUUAGAAAGAAAAUAAAUUGCACAAAUUUAAACAAUAAAAGGCGAUUUUAUGCCCAACGGAUACGAGUUUUUAGUUCAUCUUUAGCUACCUGGCUAAGACUAGCUUAUAGAUGAAAGCUAGGCCUGGUGCUUUUUUGUUUACGAGCCGGGGUUUGCACUGAAAACACUGCAAUGUCGGCAAACAUGUUUAUAACGUUUUUAAAUUGUUAAAACUCAGUAAUUUUCAUGUAAAUUUUAGCUUCUUCGUCUGAUUCGUCCUAUGAUUGUGCGUAGAAACCAAAUAAAAUAUUUCAUGUCGUCGCGGAUUCAGUGGAAGACAUUUGCCUAACGAACUGUUAUAUUUUCGCUGUUUUGUUGUUGUUUUUUGUUUGUUUGUUUGUUUUUGUUUUUGUUUUGUCCCCCCCCUUCCCCGGAUUGAAUUAUAUCAUGUUACGUCUGCUGGUUAUUAAUCUUUGAAUGUCAUUGUGGGUUUCCUUAGUUCUUAGGCAUUACAGCAAUUUAAAACAAAACUAACGACCUCAAGAUUUGACCUUUUUUUUUAAAAAUUCAUUUUUAUUAACUCAUGCAGCUCUCCCACACCAUCUUAAAACGGUUAAAGCUGAUACGCCACAAGCACCAGCAUUAUGGAUAAGUUUGAUUAAUACUUGCUGGGCUGACUGACCUGUGUGCAGUAAUAUCCUUCCUGUAGUGAACUGUUUAAUAUCCCCUCACCUUGCACAGCUCCUGAAUGCUUCUGUCUGUUUAAUGGGUGUGUGAUAUGCCCUGUGUUCCCAUGUUAUUAAAUAUAUGUGGGAGGGCAAAUGGCAGAUUAAGAAAAAAGAAAUGAAGAAUUUAUUUUCUGCAUGUAAACCCAUAUUUUGAACUGGUUUGUAUUAGUUCCUGCAAGGUGCUGGGUGCUUGUUGCUUAACUAACAAGUUUUUUUUUUGCCUCUUAUUGGAUUUCUUUUUUUGGUUAAUAUUUAAUCUUUAAGGUUUUCAAUAUAUUAUGUAAUCGUAACAGAUAGCAACAGUUUUCUGUCUUUGCAUUUCCAGAACAGGUUUUAAGUGCUGCUCAGUACAAAUGAGUGGCUGCUACAUCUUGAGGUCGUUGGAGCAAAUUUAAGACUUUAUUUUGGAGUUAUCCACAAAAAAAUGGAGACAGUGUUGGUAGUUUUAAUCUUAAUUAUAAAAUAUUCACAGUCAGUGGUUUGAUGAACACUAUGGUGACUUAAAGGCCAUUUGUCAGAAAUUAUGUAAGAAAGGUUCAUUUGGGAAAAUAUAUUGUUAAAGGAAGGCAAAGGGAAUCACAAGAAGUUACCUUCACAUCCUUAUCCUUCAGUUUUAGUUGUAAUUUUUAAAAAAUGAUCACACCCGGUUUUACCUCUCAAUUAUUCCAAAUUGUUUUUGAGGAAGUUCUUAGGAAAAGUGGCCAGAAAAACACAAAAGUGAAAGCAAAACCACUGAGCGUGAAUAUUAAUAAAAACACUGACAGUAUGUAUAAUGUGGUCUUUAACAUUCCCAUUAAUGUCAUUAGCUCGUACUACUACUACUACUACUACUACUAAUAAUAAUAAUAAUAAUACAACAUUAAACGUUGAAUGAGCGUGCAGUUUUAAUUGCAGUCAUAUAUUCUUCAUCCUUUUCUUUUUCAUAAAGGUUAAGGUUGGACGAAGAAAAUACGGAAGAAGUCCACUUUAUUUUCAAUAAUAUGAAGCUCAGAUGUGUGAAGCUGAAUUGUUGAAUGCAUGCUAAAACAUGAGGAGGGAAGAAGUAUGGGCAGUGUGUGAGAGAUGGGGAAGUAAGAAGAAGUAAGACAAUUGAAGAAAGAAGAAUAAUGUCAAGUAAUGAAGUUACAGAAAUGAAGUUAAGGAAGUAAUCUGGAUAAGGUCACUGCGCUAAGUAAAUUUCUGGAGUCUCGCUCUGCAUCCAGGAGCGUGACCCCACGGGGCUCUGGGAAGUUGGGGAGCCAGUCCCCAGCUCAAUCUCCUGCCCACUCAAAAGGAGGCUCCCACUCCAAAUCUCGCUCUCGGUCAAGGUCAAAAUCUUGGUCACAUUCCCACCGCUCACGGAGACACUACAGCCGCUCCCGCUCCCGAUCCUAUCAUCACCGAUCUCACAGUAGGUCCUACAGCGGAGAGCGUCGGCGCAGAAGCCACAGCCAUUCACCCAUGUCCAAUCGUCGGAGGCACAUUGGCAACCGUGCUAAUCCAGAUCCGAAUUGCUGCCUGGGAGUCUUUGGCCUGAGCUUGUACACCACAGAGAGGGAUCUGAGGGACGUCUUCUCCAAAUACGGCCCCCUGGACGAUGUCUCCAUUGUGUAUGACCAGCAGUCGAGGCGAUCCAGGGGCUUUGCUUUUGUGUAUUUCGAGAACACAGAUGAUGCCAAAGAGGCGAAGGAGCGAGCCAAUGGCAUGGAGCUGGACGGGCGUACAAUCAGGGUGGACUUCUCCAUCACAAAAAGACCUCACACCCCAACACCUGGAAUUUACAUGGGCCGGCCCACAUACGGAGGAGGCGGUCCAAGCGGUCCCCGACGCUAUUCACGUGACUACGACCGUGGUUACGACCGUGGAUAUGACCGAGGUGGAUACGACCGCUAUGAUGACAGGGACUACUACAGAUCAUACAGAAGGCGAUCUCCUUCACCGUACUACAGAGGCGCUUACAGGUCUCGAUCGAGGUCACGGUCUUAUUCUCCCCGUCGAUAUUGAAGGCUUCUGUCCCCUUAUCUUCCCAAAUGUGCAGAAUUUCUUUUCUUUUUUUUUUGGGGGGGGGGUUGUUACGUUUUGUAAAGACAGAUAUGAUUGACUUCAGAGUACAUCUUUCUUACUCUAAUCAUCAAACACCUUUUUGCUUAAAAUACAUUAAGUAUAGUAAAUUUAUGAAGCGGUCCUUUCAUGUUUUGAACGCCUGUUGUAAAUGUUAUACUCAUGUCAGAUUUAUGUUGUGUAGUGGAGCAGAUUAAAAAGGAGAUCUGUUUUUCCCACCUUGA